Penicillium coprophilum is the source of this 378-nucleotide messenger RNA. RefSeq lists its product as uncharacterized. The transcript is spliced from 3 exons. NCBI's taxonomy places the organism in Eukaryota, Fungi, Ascomycota, Eurotiomycetes, Eurotiales, Aspergillaceae. The coding region runs from base 1 to 378 and encodes 125 amino acids. The record is from RefSeq and is a predicted model, not a curated record.
AUGCCUGUGCUGUCACAGGCACAAUUAGAGCAUCUCGUUGCAAUCAUUGCUGUGCGGCGAGACUCGUCGAGGAUGAAGUAUGUUAACAUGGGUGGUGAUGAUGGAGCAAGAGAAGAUGCCGUUCUAGUGAUUCGUGUCGAUGAUCGAUCCAUCACAGCCGACCUCCGUACGGACUGGCUCUUGACUUUUUUCCCCCGUUUGCCUCGGCACACUCAGUCAGUUCACCCACGUUAUCGCCGAAAACAAACUCUGAUCUGCGGCGAGGUGCUUUUUAUCGAGCUUACGGGAUUCGAUCACGAAAAUGGGCCGAACGGACCCCAACACAGUUCCCAGAAAGCUACACCGGUAUUCUCUGUCAAGCCUUUCGGUGCUGAAUGA